Linum trigynum is the source of this 2533-nucleotide messenger RNA. Lineage: Eukaryota; Viridiplantae; Streptophyta; Magnoliopsida; Malpighiales; Linaceae. The record is from the annotation of a GenBank genome assembly.
AUUACUAACGGGUGUAUAUAUAUUAUGAAUGCAUACCUGUGAGUUACACUACUAUCAUUAUCAAUUGAUAAUGGCCUUCAAACUAUUACUAACUGACAGCGACAGCGACGGUGGAGAACAUAUACAGGAGCAGAACCACCGGCCGGAGAUCUCAGCGGGGGGAAGCUGGACCGAUGGCGACAACAGAAGUUUGGUUUGGCGUUGGUGGACUUGAACGAUGACUGCAACUGGAGCUAGCUGCCCUCGGUGAAGAACGCUUCCGGAGGAUCGCAGUCGGAGAACUCAACGGGAGGGACAGACGGAGAACUCAUCGGGAGGGACGGUUCGCCUGCUUGCGAGAGGAAAAAGAAAAAGACAGUGGGAGGGACGGUUCGGACGCUUGCGGGAGGGAAAAGAAAGAGACGUGGGUAUAUACAUCACUAGGGUUACGGUUUUUAAUUUAAUUGUAAUUCCCUUAAUAACCCUAACAACUAUUUAACUAAUAACUCCCCACUAACUAUCUAAAAUUGAAUCCGUCAAUCACAACGCUUUAAGAUCCUCCUUAAAAAAGAGGGUUUAAGGACCUGAACCUAGGCCAAGGCCGGAGCAUCUUCCUCUCCUUCAUUCCCCUGUUCCUCAUUCCCUUCGAUUUGCUCGUCUUCUCUGCAAUUGAUCUUUACCCCCAACUCUGAUUCCUAACCCAGUUCCUGAAAUCGAAUUGGAAGUUGAAUCGGCCAUCUGGGACUGGGGGGAAGGCUAGCUUCAUGGCGGUGACGGAGCGCUGAACAGCGGCCAGUUCAGUAGAGAGAGAAACUAAAACAUGCAGCUGAGUUUGCAGAGGUGGUUCGGAUCCGGAGCUUCCCAUCAAUUGGUGGAAACAAUCUGUCGGCCGUUAAUGAAGUUGCCAACGAGAUCGUCGGCUGUCAUCUUCCCCGUUUUGUUCCUCUUCGGCGGCGCGUUGAUCUCCACUCGCCUCCUCGACUCCAAUGCGUUCAGCGGUUCAGCUCGGGAACUGGAGCCGGGGAAGGCUCUAACAGCCAGAAGAAUCAUGCUUCCAGACAAAAUCCCGAAAAAGCAUCUCGAGAUUCCACUGGACUGCACUGCACUCAACCGCACCGGAACCUGCGAUCGCCGGUGGCUCACCAGAGUCCGUUUUCUGUCGCUGAUGUUCGCCAAGUCCUGCAGAACACAAUUAAUACGGUAGUUAUUGAGAUUAAAACCACUUGUCCUCAAGUUGGUUACAAGGCUUUACGGCCAGAAACGACAAUCGCCGGAAAAGCCUUAAUUGGGCUAAUAAAUCGUCUCCUUAAUGACGAGAUAGAGCGCUUUGAGCCUCUAAUAAACAGAGCCUUUCAAGGCUGCUGCGUUCGCCAGCAUAAUGGGCGUAAUCUAAUGAUCCUUUCACUAAUCAACCCAUUAUUUUUAGAAUAAUUAGCCCAUCAAUUAUUGGGCUAGUGUAGUAAAAAAAAAACCCAGUGUGUAUUUUAUCGCUGGGAUUUGAAACAAGGAGUAAUUGGGUGAUUAAUUAAGGGAUUUACUUACAUUUCCUUCUUUGUCCCCUUUUCAUAUUAAUUGGGACCAAUGGAUAAUUAUGAAAUUAAUUGGUUUCAUAUUAAUUGUGCUCAGAUUCUUCAUAUGACAAUGCCUCAAAGUCAUACUUUCCACAGUAGUGGCCCUUCAAACUCGUGGAGUAAACUGUCUUAACCGAUGGCCUGGCUGCUGGAGACAUCGAGAAAGCAUUGAACAUUUAUUAUUCAGAUGCCCCCUAGCCAUCAGAUUGUGGACUUUAGUGGGAUUGAGCAACUUUAUUGAGACCGCCCAGACUGUUAACUUUAGUCUAUGGUGGCGACAUGUCAUGGUCUCCGAGACCUCCCCAUUCCACAUUCUCCAAUGCGUCCGUUUACUUUGGAGAAUCUGGAAGUCUAGAAAUAAAGUGACCUUAGAAUUUAUCCAACCUCAUGUGCGUUCCCUAGCCAGACAGUUCUACAUCCAGGUCCUCGAAUCUCCAGUCUUCUUCUCCCCCCCCCUCCCCGCAGCUCUCUACCUUCCUGCCACCAUUUGAGUCCCUCCACCAGAAGGCUUUUUGAAGAUCAACGUCGACGCAGCUGUUUGUGCCUCCGGGUGCUCGUCUGGGCUUGUUAUCCGUGGGUCAGACGGGCAUGUGAUGUUGGCGUUCGGGUUUCAGCAUCAAGGAAUAGUCAACCCUUAUUUGGCAGAGCUUCUAGCUUUCAGGAAUGCUAUCUCCUUUGUAGCCUCAAGAUCCUUGACCCACGUGAUAGUCGAAGGUGAUUCUGAAGUGGUCGUCAACCAAGCCCGUCAAGGCGUCUUAAAAGACUCGAUUGGUGGUCCGGUGUUACGAGAGUGUCUUCAGAUCCUUAGCUCUUUGUCUGUUUGUAUAGAGUUUAGGGCGGUACCUAGAUCCGCCAACAGUGCUGCCCAUAGAGUGACGCGUAAAGCCCUGCUUUUGCCUCGUGUAGAGCUAGAAUCUUUUGAUUUUUUGGGACGACUUCUUUAAAGUAUUUUAGGGGGUCCUGAAUAGAAUUGUAAGCUUAAC